This is a messenger RNA of Rhodamnia argentea, 568 nucleotides long. RefSeq lists its product as uncharacterized. Lineage: Eukaryota; Viridiplantae; Streptophyta; Magnoliopsida; Myrtales; Myrtaceae. The record is from RefSeq and is a predicted model, not a curated record. The coding region runs from base 104 to 340 and encodes 78 amino acids. The transcript is spliced from 2 exons.
CUCUCUCUCUCUCUCUCUCUCUCUCUCUCUUCCCUGGUUCAAUUCCCUCUCUGCACUCAGGAAAAAAAAAAAGGAAAGGAAAAAGUUCAAAGCUUGUCCGACAAUGAAGAAGUCGGGAUUGUUUGCAGUCUCUGCGGCUGCUGCUUCUGCCACUGUCAUCUCUUCUUCUUCUUCUUUGAACUUCUCGUGCACUUCCAAGCUUCAGUUUUCAAACCAGGAACGUGUCUCGAGCACCGAACAAGCUGCUGCUUCUUCGCAAAACUCGGGCUCAGCAGAUAAGUUUGCGCCGAGGUUCGACGGCCUGCGCUUCAUCGAAACGCUGGUUACCGCUCACAGAUGACUCCCAUUAGGUUCACAUCCUUCGACUUUCAUCUGUAGAUAAUUUACCCGAAUUCUUGCAGGGUGGCAACACUGAAAUUGCAGCUUUUAAUUGCGUUUCUCAUUUCGAAAGAGAAGGAAAGCUGUAGUUCUUAGUUUUAUUUGGCCUAUUGGGUGUUGAAGUAUUUUUCUUGUAAGGACAACUUGUUAAUGGUAUGAUUCCAAGUUUUCAUUGUCAAGAGCUCAUGAU